Syzygium oleosum is the source of this 1880-nucleotide messenger RNA. RefSeq names its product cell division control protein 48 homolog B. The transcript has 12 exons. Lineage: Eukaryota; Viridiplantae; Streptophyta; Magnoliopsida; Myrtales; Myrtaceae. Bases 1 to 1683 code for a protein of 560 amino acids. The record is from RefSeq and is a predicted model, not a curated record. Gene Ontology annotation, molecular function: ATP binding; ATP hydrolysis activity.
AUGACGAGCGGCGGCAACCGUCCCGGCGUCGAUGGCCACGACAGCGGCGGCCGUGGUGGCGGCGGCGGUGGCGACCGGUGGAGGGCGGAGGAGGCCAUCGGCGGCAACCGAGAAGCGCUGGAGGCUCUCAGAGAGCUCAUCACCUUCCCUCUCCUCUACUCCCGCGAAGCUCGGCGGCUCGGCCUCAAGUGGCCGCGAGGCUUGCUUCUGUACGGACCGCCGGGCACUGGCAAGACAAGCUUGGUCCGUGCGGUUGUGCGAGAAUGUUCCGCGCAAUUGACCAUUAUCAGUCCGCACGCUGUUCACAGAGCUCAUGCUGGAGAAAGCGAGAGUGUUCUGCGAGAAUCUUUUUCUGAAGCAUCUGCUAUUGCAAGGUCGGGCAAGCCAUCGGUAAUCUUCAUAGAUGAAAUAGAUGUGCUUUGCCCUCAUCGUAAUUCUAGAAGAGAGCAAGAUGUCCGUUUGACUUCUCAAUUAUGUACCCUGAUGGAUUCUAUUCAGCCACUAUCAGAAUCAUUGCCACAAGUAGUUGUUGUUGCAUCCACUAACAGAGUGGAUGCAAUUGACCCUGCACUUAGAAGGUAUGGACGCUUUGAUGUUGAAAUAGAAGUUACAACACCCAAUGAAGAAGAGCGCUUUCAAGUUCUCCAGCUUUACACAAAAAAAGUUCCUUUGGAUCCUACUGUUGACUUGAGAUCCGUCGCUAUAAUGUGCAAUGGAUAUGUUGGAGCUGAUUUAGAAGCUUUAUGCCGUGAGGCAACUGCUUUUGCUCUUAAAAGGUUUUCAGAUAUAGAGCAGGUUUUGGUUACAAUGGAAGAUUGGGACUAUGCUAGAUCUAUUGUUGGCCCAAGUAUAACAAGAGGUGUUACCGUGGAAAUUCCUAAGGUAUCAUGGGAUGAUAUAGGAGGAUAUAAGGAAUUGAAGAGGAAGAUUCAGCGAGCUGUUGAGUGGCCUAUCAAACAUUCGGCUGCUUUUUCGAGGCUGGGAAUAUCACCAAUACGUGGAGUACUUCUGCAUGGACCUCCAGGGUGCUCAAAAACUACUCUGGCGAAAGCCGCUGCUCAUGCUACCCAAGCUUCUUUUUUUUCCUUAAGCGGAGCGGAAUUAUAUUCAAUGUAUGUCGGAGAGGGGGAAGCCUUAUUGAGGAAUACCUUUAGAAGAGCUCGUCUUGCGGCACCAAGCAUCAUAUUUUUUGAUGAGGCUGAUGUUGUGGCAGGCAAGCGUGCAGGUAAAUCAAGCAGCAAUGCCAUAGUUGGAGAGAGGCUAUUAUCCACAUUGUUGACUGAGAUGGACGGUUUAGAACUGGCAAAUGGAAUCAUUGUGUUAGCUGCUACAAAUCGCCCCCAUGCAAUUGAUGCAGCACUUAUGCGGCCUGGACGUUUUGAUUUGGUGCUCUAUGUACCCCCGCCAGAUUUGGCGUCUCGCCAUGAGAUAUUGCGCGUGCAUACUCGAAACAUGAAAAUAGGAAAUGAUGUCGAUCUUGGAGAUUUAGCAGAACAUACUGAGCGGUUCACAGGAGCCGAAUUGGAGGGCCUGUGCAGGGAAGCAGGAAUGGUCGCUCUAAGAGAAAACAUACAUGCAACUGCCGUUUAUGACCGUCAUUUCCGAAUCGUUAGGGAGUCCUUGAAGCCAGCAUUGUCCGAAGCAGACAUUCAUUCGUAUGAAUCGUUUCGAAGGACUCGAUAGCUGAAGCCUUGUGACUAUACGAUCCAAACUGACAUGACCUUAAUGUCAUCCGGUGAUGUUUGCUGGAUGUGAUCCUUGAGUCGAUACAUUUUAGUAAAUUUGUCAAAUGUUUUAGUAGAUAUCCAUGGUAAGUUACCAACUUACAUUUGAAAUUACGAAUAUCUAGUUGAUUAAUUAGUUAAUUAUUUAUGCUUGAA